Plenodomus lingam JN3 is the source of this 888-nucleotide messenger RNA. The record is from RefSeq and is a predicted model, not a curated record. Lineage: Eukaryota; Fungi; Ascomycota; Dothideomycetes; Pleosporales; Leptosphaeriaceae.
AUGUGGUGUGAAACAGAGAGCCCCGUGUGGGGCCUCACCGUACAUCCGAGGCGACCCGAUUACACGGCUGGUGGAUCAACGGGCGGAGAGGGAGCCAUGUUCUCGUUAGGGGGUACCCUAUGUGGUUGGGGCACCGACAUUGGAGGCAGCAUCCGCAUACCCUCACACGUGAACGGCGUGUAUGGUCUGAAACCAAGCAGCACACGACUCCCCUAUCAAGGCGUUUCUGUCUCGACCGACGGUCAAGAGCAUGUACCGUCGGUCAUCGGACCCAUGAGCCGAGAUAUCGACUCGCUCAUAGUAGUUACCAAGGCGGUACUUGACGUAGAGCAGUGGUCCUUGGACCCAAAGUGUUCGCCAAUACCAUGGAGGGCUGAGUCAUUUGAGGAUGUACAAUCACGGCCUCUGGUCAUUGCCGUUCUGAGAGAUGACGGCGUUGUCAGAGUCCAUCCUCCAAUCGAGCGAGUGUUAGAGGAGACACUGAUACGGCUGCGUGACGCAGGCCACGAGAUCAUCUCCUGCAGGCCUGCCGAUGGCUGGGAGGACAUUCGCAGGGACGUGGAAGCUGAGGGAGAACCCUACAUCCCACAUGUCGAAGCUCUCGUGAACAGAGGUAAAGCGAUUUCAGUCUACCAAUACUGGCAACUUAGCAAGCAAAAACUAGCGGCCCAGGAACGCUUCCUCAAUCUUUGGAACUCCACAAAAUCAAAUCGCACUGGGAAGCAAAUCGACAUUCUCCUCACACCUGUGAUGUCACAUACUGCGGUCUUCAACAUUGUGGACUACCCCGCCGUCGUUUUACCGGGGGGGCAUGUGUCGAAAGAACUUGAUAGCGAGGCUAUUGAAAAGAUGGGAGCGUACAAGCCGCGCAAUGCACUGGACAAGUGA